Malassezia japonica is the source of this 1209-nucleotide messenger RNA. RefSeq lists its product as uncharacterized. Bases 1 to 1209 code for a protein of 402 amino acids. Lineage: Eukaryota; Fungi; Basidiomycota; Malasseziomycetes; Malasseziales; Malasseziaceae. The record is from RefSeq and is a predicted model, not a curated record. The transcript has a single exon. Gene Ontology annotation, molecular function: oxidoreductase activity, acting on the CH-OH group of donors, NAD or NADP as acceptor.
AUGUCCUCGUCUGCCAACUUCCGCGAGCCGUUCUCUGUUGACACUGUCAUCCGUGCACUGGACAAGGUGCCGUUCAGCCCUCCUUUCCUGGUGAUCCUUCCUGUCCUUGCUCUCUUCCUCGACCGCCGCGGAGAGUCCGUGCAGGAUGUGAUUAGCAAUCUCCCCACGUUCGCUGCCUGGAAGGAGCUCCUGUUUGACCGCUACAAGUGGUUCGGCCGUGCAAUGAUCUUUAUUGCGCUCAAGAUGCUCUCGCGCUGUCUCUCGCGCCGCGCCGCGAACAACGGCGUGCCGAAGGCCGACCCCCCGAACUGGAAGAAGGACGUGCUGGUCAUCACUGGCGGCUCUGCCGGUAUCGGCAAAGACAUUGUCGAGUUGCUCUCGCGCCGUUACCAGGCGCGCAUUGCCGUCCUCGACAUUGCUCCGCCCACAUAUGUCGCUGCGAAGGAAGGCGACCCCCCGAUCCUCUGGAUCAAGACUGAUGUGACAAAGCGCGAGGCGAUUGCGGCUGCGAACAAGAAGAUCAUCGAGACGUUUGGCGAGCCGCCGUCGUUUGUGGUCUCGUGCGCUGGUAUUGCGAUCGGCGGCCCCCUCCUUACCAUCUCGCCCGAGUCGGUGAUGAAGACCAUCCAGAUCAAUGCCAUUGCCAACAUUCACAUGGCGCAAGAGUUUGUGCCGAACAUGGUCAAGCAAAACCACGGCCACUACGUCACGGUCGCGAGCUCGGCCUCGUACUUUACCCCUGCCAACCUGUCGAGCUACUGCAUGAGCAAGGCCGCCACGCUCGCUUUUCACGAGGAGCUCCGUACGGAGCUGCGCGUUCUCUACAAGGCCCCCCGCGUGCGUACAUCGGUCGUUACGCCUACCAAGGUUCGCACGCUCCUCGGCCACGUCCUGAAGGACAACGACAACAAGUUCCUCAACCCCACCCUCGAGCCGAUCCAGGUUGCGACGGCCAUCGUUGAUGCAAUCAACAGUGGUCUCUCGCAGGCGAUUUCGCAGCCUCUGACCACCAAGAUGCUCCCUUUCGUACGCGCCAUGCCCGACUGGUACCGAGCGCUGGUCGAGUGGAUCGGUAACACCGACCAGGUUGUGACGGAGGAGAACAUUGCCCUCGGCCUCAAGUCGGGCUACGGCAAGAACUGGUCCGAAGAGGACUACAAGGCGAUUCUUGGUGAGAUGGACACCAACUACAACAAGAAGUCGGCGUAA